Messenger RNA from Cooperia oncophora, 987 nucleotides. NCBI's taxonomy places the organism in Eukaryota, Metazoa, Nematoda, Chromadorea, Rhabditida, Trichostrongylidae. The record is from the annotation of a GenBank genome assembly.
AUGCAGCCGCAGCAACCUGGGCAACCGUUCGAUCCAAUGUAUCAGGGCGUUCCGAUGGGAGUGAAUAAUGUUCCCGGCCAAACGCAACCACUGAUGCGUUACCCCCAAAGCGCGAUGGCUUCACCUUCGUACCCGAUGCCUGCCAAUGCUCGUCCUCCAGGUAUGAUGCCGUCGCCGGGAUAUCCCCAAAUGUAUCGUGCUGGUGCUCCAAUCCUCUAUGGGCAAGUACAGCAACAACCUGCCCAACAUCAGCAGGUGGUCUCAUACCCGAAUCCAAACGCUCCGCCGGAUGGAAGGUAUAACGUACCGUACGCCUCCGACGGAAUGCCCCCUGUGAUCUUGCCAAAGGAAGUGAUAAUGCGACCUUUUGGCCUGGAGCACAACAUGAACCACCACACCUUUACAUUCAAUCUUCGACCGGAAAUUAUACAACAGUUACAAUCGCCUUUCAUUGACAUUCAACUGAAAAGUUUCCAUAAGGACGACAAGAAGAUGGCCACCCAGUGGCCUCCAAAGCAAGCGCCCAACGGACAGUCUGUUCCUGGAACGAUUCCCGAAUGUAGUAUUCAGGUGUUAAUAAAUGGUCAAGUGCUGCCGAUUCCUGAUCUCAGCCGGUCGCUGUUCAUCAAGCAAGUUGCAGUUCCCGGGCCCAAUACAAUCGAGUUCAAUGUGAACCAAUGUGUUUGCUCGCACUCAUUCAUCAUGCAAUUGGUUGUUCGACAACCAUUGGCGAAAGUCACGCAGGAUAUUUUCGCCCGAACCCAAGGCUGUACUGCGGAAAUGUGUCGCGAUAAACUGUUGAAAUUUGCACCGCCUUCUGGUCUACGACUGCCACUGGUGUGUGAACUAACGCACCGUAGAAUGGCUAUUCCUGCUCGAUCCACACGUUGCGCCCAUGCAGCCUGCUUCGAUUUGGAGCCCUUCAUUAUGCAGCAGAACGAGAACUCACUCUAUGAGUGUCACCUCUGCAGGUGGGUGCCAUCCUGA